Strongylus vulgaris is the source of this 270-nucleotide messenger RNA. Lineage: Eukaryota; Metazoa; Nematoda; Chromadorea; Rhabditida; Strongylidae. The record is from the annotation of a GenBank genome assembly.
AUGGAACCCCGCCAUCCUCCUCAUCAAGUUGCUCCUCCUCCAAUGCGCGGGCAUGUAAUGCCUCCACGAAUGGGUACAGUGGGUGGAGUUACACAAGUUCGCCUGCAAACUGCUCCGCCGAUGGUAUCGCAGUCACAUUCGGGCAUGAUGAACCACAUAGAACAUAGUAGACCAAUGCAAAUGCAAUACGUACCUCAACAAGGCAUGCAGCAGAUACAGGUUCAGGUCUGUCGCCAUUCGUCUAAUAUGGAAAAACAAAUGCGUGAAUGA